Molecule: messenger RNA, 1760 nt
Organism: Oncorhynchus mykiss (rainbow trout)
Lineage: Eukaryota; Metazoa; Chordata; Actinopteri; Salmoniformes; Salmonidae
Product: transcription elongation factor 1 homolog
Biological process (GO): transcription elongation by RNA polymerase II
Cellular component (GO): transcription elongation factor complex
Molecular function (GO): RNA polymerase II complex binding
Source: RefSeq, a predicted model, not a curated record
UUGUUUCAAUAUUCCGUACAUUAGGUGGCGGCAAUACACCAAUAGGUGUAGUUUACCGUAACUUUAAAGAAGAAGAAGAACUUCCGGUUCUCCUUGCUUGCUUUCUUCGCUAAAAAGCCGGAGUGUGGUCUUAGGAAAGAGUUUAGCCAACUAUCUAGCUAACGUUACGGUACACGUGAAGACUACCUAAUAUGGGUCGCCGCAAGUCCAAGAGAAAGCCCCCCCCAAAGAAGAAGCUUACUGGAAAUUUGGACACUCAAUUCACCUGUCCGUUCUGCAAUCACGAAAAGUCAUGUGAUGUGAAAAUGGAAAGGACCAGAAAUACUGGGAUAAUAUCAUGCACAGUUUGCCUGGAGGAGUUCCAAACCCCCAUUACCUAUCUGUCAGAGCCUGUGGAUGUGUACAGUGAUUGGAUAGACGCUUGUGAAGCAGCCAAUCAGUAGCCCAGGCUCACCGGGGCGGAAGACCUCACGUUGGAACAGGAAGCUGAUUUAGAGGUGGCGCUCGUCUGUUUCUCACCAAUCACUGCCAGUCUUCAGCUCAAGAUGAUGGUCCCGUUCCAGGCCGACUACAUUGCAGACGUCGCAUUGCAUCAACCAAUAGUUGCGUGCCACGUCAUCAACUGCAGUUGGGCAUCAUAUUGCUGUGUCAUGUGGUUAGCUGAUAUGUGAACCAACUAUCCAGACGUUGUGAGAUCUGGCAGAUGCCUACAAUGUAGUCAGCCUGGUAAGCAACCUCUGACCUUUACCUCACCGCACAUCUCCCACACUAGUGACCUGGCGUCCACCGAGACUGUCUUGCGUAGCCAUAGUUCAGUCCAGAGCCCUAUAUAGAUUACGCCCCAAAUGGCACCCCAUUCCCUAUGUAGGGCACUACUUUUGACCUGCUCCCGUAGGGCUCGGGUGGAAAAUAGUGCACAAUAUAGGGAAUAGGGUUCCAUUUGGGAUGUGACCUUAAAGGUAUAUAUGACUCUGGUUAAGUCAACCUAUUCCCCUACUCAUUACCAUUUUAAUUCAUACAGACUUCAUUUUAGCGGUCAGAUGUCAUGGCUCCUAGCUUACUGGUAGGAUUAUACAGUUAGUAGCUGCUCUUGGGUUAGUUUUGGUUUUACCACAAUUAGUUUUUACUCUCCCCUGUGUACAGAGAUACACAAUACCACAGUGUACAGCAAUACCAUAGUGUUGGGUCAUUCCAUUGGGGUAUAUUCGGUGUGACUCUGAGUGUGUUUAUGCAGAGUAACCUAGUGGGGUGUUCCAGAAAGCAGGAUUGUUAAGUUAGCCAGCUAACUUUGAUAUGCAGUUAAAUAUAUCUUUAUUUUAUAUUUAGAAAGCUAAACUUGAAUAUGGGUUGUUGUUGGUUGUCAAGUCAAUUAUACCAUGACGAUUUCAAGUUGGAUUUUGUUGGGACUGUUAGCUGGCUAAGUCAAUGAUCCUGCUUUCUGGAACAGUCUAAACUCUCAAGUGGUUUCUGAAAUAUUUUCUAUGAAUAUCCCAGGUCCUUUUUCUUAAUGUGGAAAUGGUUACGGUAUCUCCCUGAAGACAUGUUGCAUCAUUCCUUUGUUAGAGACAACGUACUAAAAGGGAGAGGUAGGAUGGGACAUAAACAGUAGGUCCAAAUUAGUAUUAUUGAUCUGAUUAUUUUAGUUUUUCAAAUGAUAAGAAAAUUGCCAAUGAUUUGCAAUUGGUUGCCCUUUGUGAUAUUGUAAUGAGUUUUAUUUUCAAUGUGACAAAUUAAAAAGUGUUGUAUUUUGACAUCCACAA